Ostertagia ostertagi is the source of this 438-nucleotide messenger RNA. NCBI's taxonomy places the organism in Eukaryota, Metazoa, Nematoda, Chromadorea, Rhabditida, Trichostrongylidae. The record is from the annotation of a GenBank genome assembly.
AUGUCGAGAAAUGUUGAGAUCAAAGCGAAAGUACGCAAUCGUGACGAGAUCAUACGAUUAGCGAGGGAACUCACUGGUAAGGAACCAGCAGUUUUGCAGCAGCAUGACGUCUUCUACAAUUCUCCAGAAGGGCGUCUCAAAAUGCGUACUGUAGAAGAGGACGGAGUGGUGCGCUCGGAACUAAUUUGGUACGAUCGUCCAGACGUAGCAGGACCAAAAGAGAGCAAAUUCCACAAAUUUGAUAUCCCUCAAGAGGUGCUCAGUGCACUGAGUACCACCCUUCAGUGUUCGAUGGGGAUCAAGGGAGAAGUGAAGAAAACCCGAACGCUUUUUAUGUGUGGUAGAACGCGCAUUCACAUUGAUUCUGUCGAAGGCCUUGGAGAUUACAUGGAGCUGGAGGUAUGCCUUUCUGAGCAAGAAUCUGCAGUGGAUGCGUAA